Messenger RNA from Polychytrium aggregatum, 3015 nucleotides. RefSeq names its product Asp-Glu-Ala-Asp/His box polypeptide 11. Gene Ontology annotation, biological process: nucleobase-containing compound metabolic process; establishment of sister chromatid cohesion. Bases 77 to 2959 code for a protein of 960 amino acids. Gene Ontology annotation, molecular function: hydrolase activity, acting on acid anhydrides, in phosphorus-containing anhydrides; DNA binding; DNA helicase activity. Gene Ontology annotation, cellular component: nucleus. The record is from RefSeq and is a predicted model, not a curated record. The transcript has 23 exons. Lineage: Eukaryota; Fungi; Chytridiomycota; Chytridiomycetes; Polychytriales.
GUUGGCUUUGGGAGCGUAGUCCUGAAGGCAUCUGGCGGAUCUUCGGCGGCAACUGUCGACUGCCGUUGAUGCCGCGAUGUCGGGGUGUGGUGCGUGCAUUCGGCCCACUGGACGGCUCAUGGUCUCUCGGCAUCGAGAUGGCCAGAUCGCCUUGAUCGUCCUGAUCGUCUCAAGCGAUCCUCAUGAAAGCGUCACGGCGCUGCGCAACAAGAUCCGUCAAGAUCCGACUGCGCGGUUCCUGACUUGGCUGUCCCAUUGCUCCCAGAUCAGCCCCAAAGCCCACAGCACCGCAAGGAAGGCGAGCGGCCAUAAGCCCGUCGAUCUCGAUAGGAGCUCCUCAGCAAGUCACCCAGGGCCACACCUCUUGGCAUAUCCGAUCAUGGCUUCCGUUGAUAAAGUCGCUCAGCCAGACGUGGCCGAUGCUCCCUUGGACUUUGGAUUCCCGUUCGCUCCCUGGCCGAUCCAGACGGACUUUAUGCAGGCCCUCUACAAAUCGCUGCGAGACAAAAAGGUGGCAGUAUUCGAGAGUCCAACUGGAACGGGCAAGUCGCUGAGCAUGAUAUGCGGCUCGCUCAAGUGGCUCAAGGACUACCAGGAUCGCUCCGAGGAAGAACAGCUUGCGGAUCUCCUCGCCAAUAUCCCGGCCGACAAAGAUUCGACAGAACCGGACUGGGUCCAAGAGCACGUUCGAAAGAGGCAGGUUGAUGAAGCCAGGACAAUGCUUGCCGAGAAGCGAGCACGGCGGACCGCAAGGCAGCAACGACUCGAGGAACUCCGGAGAGAGGAGGAUCUGCCCGACAAACGGCGCAAGGUUCAGCGAUUCGACAAGCCGACGAUCGAUCUGUUGAAGGAAGAGGAUGAGUUCCUGCUGGCCAAUUACGACAGCGACGAAGAACUUGGAACUUCGGAUGCUGCCGCACGAGUGAAGAAGCUUCAGAAAGAAUACAACAAGAUAUUUGGCGAACCGAACCCGCCAAGCGAUGGUGUAGAAGACGGAGACGAAGAUGAUGACGAUAUCAAGAUAUAUUAUUGCAGUCGCACGCAUUCACAACUGAGCCAGUUUGUCAAGGAACUUCAAAAGACAGGGUACUCGACUUCAGUUCGAUCGAUCUCGCUGGGUUCGCGAAAGAACAUGUGCAUUCAUUCUCGAGUCAGUCAGAUCAAAUCGCUUGGCCAAAUGAACGACAGUUGCUUAGAUCUGCAAAAAAAGAAAGGCAAGGAUAACGAAGGAGGAUGUCCACACCUUCCGGGGACAAGCGAGCGAAAGCGCAUGCAGAACUAUGUGGAUCGCGCGCAGGCAUCGAUCAGGGAUAUUGAGGACCUUGUCGAGCUGGGCCGGAGGACCAACAUUUGUCCCUAUUAUGGUGCUCGCGAGGCUGCCAAAACGGCCGAGAUCGUCACUGUGCCCUACAACCUCGUCCUGCAAAGGAGCGCCCGCGAAUCCUCCGGUAUUCGUCUCAAGGGCAACGUCGUUAUAUUUGAUGAAGCACACAACAUUAUCGACACCAUCACAGCGAUCCACAGCUCGAUAGUUAUGAAGAGCCAGAUCGAGAGCGCGGAGACCCAGUUGACAAAGUACUAUGAGAAGUACAAGACGCGGCUCUUGGGCGGCAAUGCCGUCUAUAUCAAGCAAAUAUUGAGCCUACUCAGUGCGCUGCAGAAGCCGUUUCAUUCAAGCACCAGCGAAAAAGCACAUGUGGCCCAAACAGCAAACGAGUUUGUCCACGAACUCGGUAUCGAUCACCUCAACCUUUACAAGCUGGAAGUAUUCAUGAAGCGCAGCCGACUCACUCAAAAGCUCAAUGGGUUCAUUGAGAAGCAUGAGCAGUCUGGCGCGCAAGCGACUCCAGAUGCCCCAGGCACUUAUGUAUCCAGACACACGCCGGCUCUGCAGCAGAUCGAGUCCUUCAUCUUCUCUCUCAAGAACGCUACUGCUGAUGGCCGCAUCGUCAUGACGCGCGACUCAUUUCCUUCGUAUCGAUACAUGCUGCUGAAUCCUGCAAAUCACUUCCGCGACAUUGUAUCCGAUGCCCGCUCCGUCAUCUUGGCGGGCGGUACGAUGGAGCCGGUUUCUGAAUUCCUGACCCAGUUGUUCCCGGACCUCCCAUGUAAUCGGUUCCAGCGCUUUAGCUGUGGCCACAUCGUGCCGAAAACUUCAAUUCUUACGGUGGCAUGCGACAGAGGCCCCACUGGGAUCGAGUUCAAGUUCGAUUAUGCAAGCCGGGGCAGCGCUGAAAUGAUCGGCGAACUUGGAAACGCCAUCGUCAACUUUGCCGGUAUCGUUCCUGGUGGCAUUGUGGUAUUUUUUGCCAGCUACUCGUUCCUCGAUACCGUCGUCAAUGUCUGGAGAAGUUGCGGAAUCCUGCAGAGGCUUGAAGCAAAGAAAGAGAUCUUCACAGAGCCCAAGACUACAAGCGAGGUUGACCAAACUCUUCGGAAGUAUGCGGAUGCGAUUCGUUCGUCUUGGCAGGGCGAUGCCUUGGCGCAGAAAAGCACAAGAAACGGCGCCAUCUUGCUCGCCGUCGUUGGAGGCAAAAUGAGCGAGGGGAUCAAUUUCUCCGACGAUAUGGGGAGAGCGGUUGUUAUGGUUGGUUUGCCGUUCGCCAAUAUGACAUCGAUAGACUUGAAGGAGAAGAUGCGAUACAUCAACGACACAGCAAAGGGCGAUGGCUCCGUCGGCGCAAAUCAAAAUUCCCCCUCUCCGGGGACGGUGUACUACGAAAACCUGUGCAUGAAGGCCGUCAACCAGUCCAUCGGCCGUGCGAUCCGCCACAAGGACGAUUUCGCCUGUGUACUGCUGCUGGACAAGCGAUACUCCACCCGUCGAAUUCAAGAAAAGCUCCCAGGGUGGAUCCGAAAUGCAGGAGUUGUUCAUGCUCCAGAGUUCAAGCUGAGUUUUGGCCCCGUAUCCAAGUUCUUUAGGGACAGAGCGCACCCAAAGAGAAACGAGGCGCUCUGAUCCAAGUCAGGGUUGUCACUCUUCCUCGAUCCGAAUACACGCUCAUUCAUCGCCCA